CUUUCACUUUCCACUUCCCCUAUUCAAACUCACAUAGAAAACCCAAAAUUCUCUCUUUACUUUCCCGUAUCCAGUUAUCCCAAACCCUACCGUUAGGUUCCCCAAUUCAACACUCCCAAGGAACGGUGCGCUGCUUCUUAGUUCGUACAGUUUCUGUCGAUUCUCUCCGAAACGAUGUCGUAUCGCCCAAGCGGGAACUCCAGGACCGAGGUCCGCCGGAACCGGUACAAGGUGGCGGUGGAUGCCGAGGAAGGUCGGAGACGGCGAGAAGACACCAUGGUGGAGAUCCGGAAGAACCGGAGAGAAGAGAGUUUGCAGAAGAAGAGGCGUGAAGGGCUCCAACCCCAACAGAUUCCUGCUUCCGUUCACUCCACUUUGGUAGAGAAGAAGUUGGAACACCUACCAUCAAUGGUUGCUGGUGUUUGGUCUGACGACAAGAACCUGCAGCUCGAGGCAACGACUCAGUUUAGGAAGCUGCUUUCGAUUGAACGAAGUCCUCCGAUUGAGGAGGUUAUUCAGACUGGUGUAGUUUCUCGAUUUGUAGAAUUUCUGAUGAGGGAAGACUAUCCGCAGUUGCAGUUUGAGGCCGCUUGGGCUUUGACAAAUAUAGCUUCUGGAACGUCUGAAAACACCAAGGUGGUGAUUGACCAUGGGGCUGUACCAAUAUUCGUGAAGCUACUUGCUUCCCCCAGUGAUGAUGUCCGUGAACAGGCGGUGUGGGCAUUAGGAAAUGUUGCUGGGGAUUCUCCUAGAUGCCGUGACCUUGUUCUCGGUCAUGGGGCAUUGAUUCCUUUGUUAGCUCAAUUGAACGAACAGGCGAAGCUUUCUAUGCUUAGAAAUGCUACUUGGACACUUUCCAACUUCUGUAGGGGCAAGCCACAGCCUCCUUUUGAUCAGGUUAAACCUGCACUGCCUGCUCUUGCACGUCUUAUCCAUUCAAAUGAUGAAGAAGUCUUGACUGAUGCAUGUUGGGCAUUGUCAUAUCUUUCUGAUGGUACAAAUGAUAAAAUUCAAGCUGUGAUUGAAGCUGGUGUUUGUCCCCGACUUGUUGAGCUUCUAAUGCAUCCAUCCCCUUCGGUACUAAUUCCUGCUCUUCGAACUGUUGGAAAUAUUGUCACUGGAGAUGAUAUGCAAACACAGGUUAUCAUCAAUCAUCAGGCUCUUCCUUGCCUUCUGAAUCUGUUGACCAAUAAUUAUAAAAAAAGCAUUAAGAAGGAAGCUUGUUGGACUAUAUCAAACAUUACAGCUGGGAAUAAACAGCAGAUUCAGGCUGUGAUUGAGGCUAAUUUAAUUACUCCUCUGGUCAACUUACUUCAAAAUGCCGAGUUUGAUAUCAAGAAAGAGGCUGCUUGGGCCAUCUCAAAUGCUACAUCUGGUGGUUCCCAUGAACAAAUCAAGUUCCUAGUAAGUCAAGGGUGUAUUAAGCCCCUGUGUGAUCUUCUCAUCUGUCCCGACCCUAGGAUUGUAACAGUUUGCUUGGAAGGCCUUGAAAACAUCUUAAAGGUGGGAGAAGCUGAUAAAAGUAUUGGCAACACUGGUGAUGUGAAUCUAUAUGCCCAAAUGAUUGAUGACGCGGAGGGGCUGGAGAAAAUUGAGAACCUCCAGAGUCAUGAUAAUACAGAGAUUUAUGAAAAGGCAGUGAAGAUUCUUGAGACGUAUUGGUUGGAGGAGGAAGACGAGACUAUGCCUCCUGGGGAUGCAUCUCAGUCAGGGUUCAACUUUGGUAACAAUGAUGCUCCUGCUGUACCUUCCGGUGGAUUCAACUUUAAUUAGAAGAUGCUCAUACUCUACUGGGAAUUUGAUCAAUUGCAGGAGUUUUGGUUGGUCUAUUAGUGUAAAGUCCUCCAUUAUGACGGGACAGCAGUUGGGGGACAAGUCAAAGUCUUGUCAUUGUCAUUGGGUCUUACAAGGUCCAUCAAGUAAAUACAUGGUUGCUGGACCGGCUUGGGUUUUUGCAGUGCCUGGUAUUUCAUAUCUCAUGGUGUAAAAUGCUUUGUGGCUAUAUUUUUUUGCCACCGUAGAGUCUUCUUUCUGCCAAGUGAUCAUUCCAUAGAAUUAAUGAAUGCUCAGUCUUGUGAUUUUUUUUUAUCUUGUUAUAUAUGUCAUAGAUUGCAGUUAAAGUUACGAUUGGUUUUUUGGCAAAUGCCAAAUGCUAAAUGCUACUACCCAUUAGUUACAAGGACCGUUGGACUCUUUCUUUUAUCCCCUUCCUUUGUAAGCUUUAUUUUACCCUCCAUAGUUCCAUUAUUAUCACGUUAUGUAGGUCCUGGUUAAUUAUGGUGCAAUUAUUGUGUAACCCCAACUUUAUAUUUAUAUUCUGGGCUAUUAUUAGU
Messenger RNA from Vigna unguiculata (cowpea), 2333 nucleotides. Its product is annotated as importin subunit alpha-2-like. NCBI's taxonomy places the organism in Eukaryota, Viridiplantae, Streptophyta, Magnoliopsida, Fabales, Fabaceae. The record is from RefSeq and is a predicted model, not a curated record. Gene Ontology annotation, molecular function: nuclear import signal receptor activity; protein binding. Gene Ontology annotation, cellular component: cytoplasm. Gene Ontology annotation, biological process: protein import into nucleus.